AUGGGCGCUCGGCCUGGGCCUGCAGUUCCGGCAGAUGUCUUCACCAAAGAGUUUUCGGAGUUUCUCACCAAACGUUUCGGUGGCUCCGCGUGGCUUGCCGAUGUCAAGCCUGACGAUCUUCAACAGUUUGCAGGUGCGGCAUGGGCUCUGGAUUCGGGAGCCAGCCAAUUCUGCAUCAUGGGCGACAAUGCCGAUGAUGCCGUUUGGGAGACUAUGCAACGUGCAGACUGCGAUAUCGACACAGGCGCUGGCACGGCUCGGCCAACAGCUAUGGUGGACGCCAUGGUUCCGCAUCUCGGGCGUCGCUCGGCUAUGGUGAUGCCGGACUCUAAAAUCAACAUGGCGUCGAUGGGCGAAACUUGCGCCGAGCUGGGGUAUCAUUUCUACUGGCCCGCAUGGUCUGAGCAGCCACAUUUCUGGCGCGACGGUGUUUCCAGCGUGGUGCCGCUCACCAUGGUCAAUCGCGUCCCAUUUCUAUUGAGCGCAGUCGAUGCUGGUCCGGCAAGCUUGAUUGAGGCUGCAAGCGACACGAACUUGAACGAUUUCUUCGCUCACAUGUUUCGGGAGUUUUGCUUGACGCUUGGUGAGACAGAGCUCGCUAACCUUUCGGUUCCCCUUGCAUUGGCGACGCAGUCGCAGCCUGCGGAUCAACAUUGCUUGGCUCACUACCCGAAGGACCCCACCUGCGAAGUGUGCUGCAAGCAAAAAUGUGUCGAGCUCCAGCGGCUCGCAAAAAGCAAGCUGUCGAAGAUGACAAGCAGACAGCUCGAGUUCACGGGGAACGCAUUUUAUGUGAUCUUGUCGGCCCUACACGCUUCCGAAGCCACUGCCGCUUUCGACGACAUGUAUGGGAACCAGUCAGUGUCUUCAGUCCGAACGGACAAUGGUAACGAGUUCCAGGGCGAGUUCGCCGCCAAACUCAAGGAACGGAAAAUCAGACACGAACGUUCCUUGCCACGUCGACCUCAGACAAAUUCCCGUGCUGAGCGAUUCCACCGCACAGUUGCGGAAGGCAUGGCUUGCCUUGUUGUUGCGUCUGGAGUCCCGUAUGCUUUCUGGACGUUCUGCCUCAUGGCCUUCCUCUUUGCGUAUGCGCGCAGCCCGGGUGCAGGUGGUGCUGACUCACCCUACCAGAUGCGCUUCAAUCGUUUUUAUGAUUUGAGCAAGUUGCGUCCAUUCGGCUCUGCGUGCUACUACCUGUCAGAGGAACAUGAGAAGUUUGCAUCUCGUGGACGGCUUGGUGUGGUGUUGGGGUAUAGCCGCUUGCAGUCACACUACGUCCUGGAUUUCGAACAUUACGUCGAGACGAAGGGCGAGUCCCGGAUUGUGCACACACGUGAUGCGCGCUUCCCCCCUCAGGUGCGCUGGCCAUUUCACGAGCUGGGCAUGGACAACCCUGAUGCGGCAUACUGGGCCCAACGUUUGUUCGAACCGGAGGUGUUGCAACCAACGCCCGUUGCUGGAGAUGACGGCCGAUGUGUACUUUGCGGCUUGUGGGCCGCUGAUGCCGACAUCCACUGCCGUGGAUGUUUGCUUGGCGGUGGUCGUCGUCGGCAUGUAGAUGGUCCCGGCUGCCUUCGCGCUCGAUGUGGUGGUCAUGCGUUCCUUGACGUUCAGCCCCCUCCGGACUCGCCCGAGACGAGCAUGGACUAUUCCCCAAGCACUCCACGCAGCCGUGAUGGGGGCGUCAUCGACUCCUCCAUGGAUUCGUCAAGCUCCAGGUUUUCGACAUCGCAUGACGCACACGAUGAUGAUGACAUGGGACCACCGCCUGACGAUGAAGGCGAUGGACGUUGCCAUACGGAUGCCUCGCCACGCAGGCCGGCCUCCAGCAGUCACAAUCGGACCAGCACGGAGUUGCGGCCAGUCGGCAUACACAGUUCGGACGCUGAUUCGGAGAGAUCGCAGCAACCAACCAAUGAUCGCGACAAUGCAGCUAUUUCCUCCACGGUGACGUUUGAAAGCGAUCGAUCUGGGCUCAGCACAGUUGUCCGUGGUGGGACGGUUUUCACAACGCCUGCAGCACUUAGGCUUGAACAGGAGCUGGACAAGCGGACAACUGAGCUGGGGAAGAUGUUCGCUUGCGCGGCAAACCACACGUCGAAGCGGACUUGGGAGUCUGAGUCACGUGAAUGGGAAACCGCUGUGGCCAAGUACGGCCCUGAUGUGGAGUACGCGCAGGCAAACCUCAUCUUGGGGAUCAAGCAUUACGAACUCGAUCAAUCCCAGCACCGAUUCAAAGCUCGCAUAGUCGCACUCGGGGACAACGUUCGCGACAUUUACGGCCGGCUUGUGGAGGAAGACCAAUUGCACGGUCGACCCAUCACGCUUGAAGGAUCACGGGCGCUAGGUUGCUAUGCCGGUUUGCAGCCUGACGGCGAUUGUCAAACUGCUGAUGCUGAUGGUGCCUAUUUGCAGGCUCGACUCAAAGGUCGUCCGAAGGUGAUUUGUUUACCAGAGAGAGAGAGAGAGAGAGAGAGAGAGAGAGAGAGAGAGAGAGAGAGAGAGAGAGAGAGAGAGAGAGAGAGAGAGAGAGAGAGAAGGCAUCCCCCGGCAAGGGAAUGGGCACCCACGUUGUCUCCGCCCCUGGAGGGGUUAAGACGUAAGUGGGGCGCGGAGCUCCGAAAACGUCAUGGCCCCGCGCAAGGCAGGCAGGCAAGCACAGCAAGCAUAAGAACAGAAUCUGAUUGA
Messenger RNA from Symbiodinium sp. CCMP2592, 2691 nucleotides. NCBI's taxonomy places the organism in Eukaryota, Dinophyceae, Suessiales, Symbiodiniaceae. The record is from the annotation of a GenBank genome assembly.